Molecule: messenger RNA, 3622 nt
Organism: Labrus bergylta (ballan wrasse)
Lineage: Eukaryota; Metazoa; Chordata; Actinopteri; Labriformes; Labridae
Source: RefSeq, a predicted model, not a curated record
UUUUUUUUUAUUAUCAACCUGAAUCUGAAAAGAAGGUAAUUUUAUUAGAUAAUGUGGUUGAGAAGGAAAAUUAGAAACUUGAAAAAUGACAAAUUUUUUGUAUAGCCUAUAUUAGAAUUGUAGCCUACUUAGAUCAUUUGAGCACUUAUUCACUUUUGUAUUUGUUUAAAAAAAAUAUUUGUUCCCUCUUUUAAACGACAACUUCCGACCUAUAAGGGAGGAUGUGCUGGCGAUGUUCAUCAGGCAAAUCAAGGUGCUGACCUGUGGGAGGCAGGUAAACAUACGUGAAAACCCUAAUGAUGAUGUUGAAAUGCAAUAUGAAAGUCGGGAUAUAAAAUUUUUAAUUUCCCUAAAAAAUAUUUUGAGUGGUGUAAAAGUAAGGUUACUACGGAGUCCUUAAGGGGACAUGGGUAAAAGAAAAUUGAAAGUGUAUAUACGGAUUAGUUUCUGCUGCACCAUUUUAUUUUCUAAUAUUUUUUCUGUCCAUGUCCCUUCAGAGGCCCCGUAGGUUACUUAUUAUUUAUAUAUGAAAUAUUUCCUUUCGUUCAGUGUAAUUUAGUGUUUCAGCGAGAGGAUUAAACACUUUUAAGGAACUACACAUCACAAACACUUAAGGAGCUGAGCACCACUAAAGUUCAGAUCCUAAACUCGCCCCUGAGUUACACUUGUCGUUGGUGAAUGCAUUAUUUCAUAUUUAAAAAUGUUUUUAUCACAACACAUUUUCUCCGUUAUUAAACAUGUCUAGUCCUACUUCUUGUGAAAACAUAUCAAAUGAAAAUUUCAUAGAAGAGUUGCAUCACUAAGGGAAAUGUUUUUUGUAUUUUUUUUGUACAUAAGUCAGUUGAGGAUUGCAGGAAUCAUUUUCAUUCUCAAGUAGCCUGUUUUUUUCCCCCUGCAGCCACUGUAUCCAACUUCUUGCCACACGAUCCACCUGAGCCAGUGCCACACUCUCUCUUCUCUCUCUCUCUCUCUCUCUCUCUCUCUCUCUCUCUCUCUCUCUCUCAGACGCUUUGUAACGCCCCUCGGUGAAUCACAAAGAUGCAUAAGGUACCCGUUAACGUUUGCGGGAGACGCACAGGGCCUGCUGCUUUUCAUAGUGUGCGCAAAAGCACGCACGUCCGCUGAUGCGUUAUCAGAGAAAGCUGCUCAGGUAGCUGCUCAGGUAUAAAGAGGUUUGUCAGCACAUCCCACUAUCACUAAGAGGACACCACCGGACUGAAUGGAAGACAAAUGGUGAGUCUUUUCAAGUUUCUUACGAAUCUUUCUGCAGUCAUCUGCUUUGUAUUCAUAGUCUACCUUUUCUUACACAUUGUCUCGCUUUAUAAUUUAUAAUCUAAAAAGAAAAAAACGUAAUGUGUAAAGUUACACAUUCAACGUAAAUGAAUAUUGCGCGACAAAUUUUUAAAUUUAGUUCUGCCAAAAACUCGGAUAAGCUACUUAAAGGAUAUAAAUGAAAAAACAUUUAAGAAAAAUCGAGGGCCUUUUUAUACAGUUUUAAAUUCUCGACAGCUGACAAAAUAUAGUCUACAGCCUAAAAUAUAUAUAUUGCUAACAGUCUGGUGACAAAGAAGAAAACAAAAAAAGUUUUCAAACUGAUAUGUGAAAUAAAAAUGCGCGAUUUAUGAAAAUAAUUACAAUUUUAAAUCGAAUUAAAUUGUCUCAAAACAACUUUGAUUAAUGUCAUAUUAUAUUUAUUAUUCAUUGGACAUAUUUCAAAAAGUAGUAUGAUGAUUACAUUAAAACACUCAAUGGACCACUCCAAAUAACUAGACAGCAUAUUUCACAAGCCAGUAUGAGCAUCAUGCUGUCAGGUUCAGCUAUAGCACACCGGCUAUAAGAGAGUUAACCAGCUAUAAUGGGUUCAUAUAGUGUUUGAUCUUAAGUGUGUUUAUUUAAUGUAGACACCUAUUGUCACAAGUUAUCACAUUAAAGAGAAAGGACAUCCUACAGCCUACAAGCAUGCUUUGUUUCAGGGACAUUUGUGGUACAGUUAUGAACUGUGAAUCUGUCUUCACUUUGACAGAUCAAAAAAACAAAUAAACAUUCAAAUCAAACAAUCCACAAGGAAGAGGACACUCAAGUCAAAUAAUGGAAGAGCUGACAGUUAGAGAUCCAUCCACGCUAGGCUUCGUCAUUGCCGACUAUGCAGUCUUUGCUUGCAUGCUGUUGGUCUCUAUGGCCAUCGGAGUCUUCCAGGCCUUGAAGAAGAGCAAAAGGGAAGCCACAGCAGAUGACUUCUUCACCGGGGGCAGGAGCCUGCCAGCAGUGCCGGUUGGGCUGUCGCUCUGUGCCAGCUUUAUGUCAGCAGUCCAGGUUUUGGGUGUUCCCGCUGAAGCUUCUCGCUACGGCUUUAAAUUCCUCUACAUGUGUCUUGGGCAAAGCAUCAACUCGCUGCUGACGGCGUACCUUUUCCUUCCUGUUUUCUUUCGACUGGGCAUCACCAGCACCAAUCAGUAUCUGAAGUUGAGAUUUGGCAGAGGGAUGCAGCUGUUGGGGAGUAUCCAGUUUCUUGUUGCAACGCUGCUUUACACAGGAGUUGUCAUCUAUGCACCUGCCUUGAUUCUCAACCAAGCUAUUGGACUCAAUAUGUGGGUAUCUCUGUUUUCUACUGGGAUCAUUUGCACCCUAUACACCACACUGGGGGGCAUAAAAGCUGUGAUCUGGACUGAUGUGUUCCAGAUUAUCGUCAUGUUCUCUGGCUUUGUGGCCGUUUUAAUACGAGGAACAGUUCUGGUUGGUGGUCCUGCACUUGUACUGGAGAUAGCCAAGAAUGGAUCACGCGUCAACUUCAAUGAUUUUGACAUUGACCCACGUAAGCGGUAUACCUUCUGGAGCUUGUCUGUCGGGGGUGCAAUGGUUUGGCUGUCCAUGUACGGGGUAAACCAAGCCCAAGUCCAGCGCUACAUCUCCUGCCAAACAGAAAAAGCGGCCCAGUGGGCAUUGUUUGUGAACCAAGUUGGCCUGUGUCUCAUUGUGAGCAGUGCAGGAACAUGUGGCAUUGUCAUGUUUGCUUACUACAUCAACUGUGAUCCACUGAAGUCUGGGAAUAUUUCAACCCCUGAUCUGUAUAUGCCGUUCUUUGUGUUGGACAUAUUCAGAAAUCAUCCUGGCUUUCCAGGACUUUUCCUUGCCUGUGCAUACAGCGGGACUCUGAGCACAGCUUCCACAAGUAUUAAUGCGAUGGCUGCAGUGAUGAUGGAGGAUCUUCUGCGACCUCACCUGGUCCAUGUUUCCCAGAAGAAAUUAGUCCUCAUUUCCAAAGGACUGUCCCUCCUGUGUGGAGCUGGUUGUAUCACUGUGGCUGCGCUCUCCUCAUUUCUGGACUGGGGAGUACUUCAGGGAUCGUUCACUGUCAUGGGUGUGGUCAGCGGUCCUUUACUGGGUGUCUUCAUUUUGGGGAUGUUUAUCCCAGCAGCAAACAGACUUGGGGCAUUCUCUGGAAUAUUAGUGGGAUUCUGUGUCUCUCUGUGGCUGGCUGUCGGAUCAACUCUUUACCCUCCCAGUGAGCAGACCAUGGGUGUGCUGCCCAGUUACUCAGGCGAGUGUGAAGUCAGCAACAUCACUGUGAGCAGAAUCCCUAAACAACAUUCCAUAUCCAUCCGCUUCAUCCCAACAACCUGGG